Molecule: messenger RNA, 2892 nt
Organism: Uranotaenia lowii
Lineage: Eukaryota; Metazoa; Arthropoda; Insecta; Diptera; Culicidae
Product: Krueppel homolog 1-like
Exons: 2
Coding region: 432-2129 (565 amino acids)
Cellular component (GO): nucleus
Source: RefSeq, a predicted model, not a curated record
CGCGUAAGCUUUUCAGUUGAGAAUGGAAUCUGCGCAAGCGAAGUUGUGUCGGAAUUUACGAUUCGUGGCGUUGCUGCCGUCGCUGUUUUAAAAGAAGAGAAACCAAGGGGAAACAAAAAGUGGAAGCCAAGCGCGAGUGGUUUAAAAAAAAUUAAAUGGAUGCCGUUUUAUGGAAACAGCAGCAGGGGCAUUUUCUUCUGGAUUUUCAUCGUCGUCAUUGCAUUUUGAUUUCGGUUUUGUGCCAAAGUGUGUGCAGCAAUUCGACGGAAAUUGCUUUCGUGCAGUGAAAAUAGUGGUCUCGCGGAAUUAUUAGUUUUUAAUUUCUCGGUUCGAUUGGAAAUCGAUUUUCUCUGUGGGGUGAUUGUUGCUUACUUCUGAAAUCGAAGAUUCAUUAUUGUGCAAGUCUCUCCCGGGUUUAAAUAGUAGGAAAGAUGGAUACACCGAAGCGAAUUAAGACCAUUUCCUCGCCGUACGUGAACAGUCCGCCCCCGGUGGGUUCACCAGCCGCUUUGGGUGGAAAUCGGUAUAACAUUACCGGAAGUGGUGGGCACUGGAGCAGCGGAUGGCCACCGGAAGCACUGAGCAGCCCGGUUUCGAGUUGUAGCUCGCCGGAAGCGAUGCACCUGACGAAAGCUAGGCCUUUGAUAGGGACCCCAACCACGAACACCCCUGGCGGACAAGGGGGUAAUAAUGGGUGGAAUCAGCACCAGAAUCCGCUUUCGUCUGAAGGGUCUGGUUCGGCGGAAAAGUCCGAGAAUAAACGGGGCAGGCCCCGGUCCGAGCUGUUGACCUCCCUGAUGGUCGAAGGGUCGAUCUCACCUUCGGCGAUCAAGUGUCGAUACUGUAAUCGGGUGUUCCCCCGAGAAAAGUCACUGCAGGCACACCUUCGGACGCAUACAGGUGAACGGCCUUACCAAUGUGAUUAUCCGGGCUGUUCCCGUGCCUUCACCCAAAGCGGUCAACUGAAAACACAUCAACGGUUACACACCGGCGAGCGGCCCUUCAUCUGUUCGGCUGCCAAUUGCAUGAUGCGUUUUACCCAUGCCAAUCGACACUGUCCGGAUCAUCCUUACGAUACCCUGAAGCGUUGUGACGAUUUUGUAAUUCAAGCGAUUCCUGAGCAAAACAGCGAAGUAUUGCGUUGGUUGGAGAAAUAUCGUUCCGAGCGGGAGGACAGAACACCAACCAGAAAGACACCGAAAAGGCCAAAUCAAUCUUCUCAGAAUGAAAACGAAAAUCGGAGCGAACCAAGCAGACGACACAAUAACGAAAACUAUGCCGAGAAUGGUUCAGCCUUCCAGUCUCCACUAACACCGCGAUCGCCUUUCAAAAGCCGCAAAGGGUUGAUGUGCGAACUGGACAUGAACGCAGGUAUGGGUCUAUCUGCGAGCCCGAUAACUGCAAAAACGAAACCCAAUUUGCCAAAAAUGAUCCAGUGGCAAGAACCAACCAGCCAGGAGGAAGACGAUUCCGGUGAUGAAUCAAACUGCGAAAUUCCUGCUCGAUCAACAUUCAAUCCCAAGAAAAAAUGGCUACGAGAUGCAUGGCAAGAAGACUUGGCUAAACCGCUGGAACCGAAUAUUAUUUCACCUCAGGUUUUAUCCAGCACGACAUCAACAGCAGCAUUGAAACAGCAACUGAUGAGCAGCCCUGACAAUAGCAGUCCAAAGCACCAAGUUAUCACCAUAGACCCCAACCUAAUGCGUCCUACCGUACUGAUGGUGGCCAGCAAAGACCGCGCUCGACCUCUCGAUGAGCAACCGACUAUUCAUACUACAAAAAAAGUACCCGGUACUCGACCUGAAGAAACCAACCGAAAACUUCAGGGAGCCCUAGCUUUAAUGCAACUUGCUACCGAAGAAACACAAGCCUUCAUAGGACAAUACGGGUCAGACAUGUUGGCAAGCACUUCCAGUGAAAUCGUUCAAACACAUGAUCUUUCGUCGACCAUUAUGACUCCCAGCUCUUCGAACUCGCCGGCGGGAUCUUCCUGCAUCAAUCCCAGUGAGACGACGCCUAUCACUCCUCUACACAUACCGCUGAUUUCGACUCUGUGCAACGAUAUAGAUUACAGCAUACCGUUCACACUGGCCGCUGAGAACUACGCCAACGGCAACAACGCCCAAUAGACAAAAUGCGGCGCGUCUUUCAAAAACCUAUGUGGAUCCUCGCUUUAUAACGUUAGUCUUCGAACGUUCGAUCUCCGAAAUGUCUCCUAAUUCACUUUCUUCUAUUUUGUAGUACUACUUUCGAGAAAUUGUUUCUAUUUUUAUGAGCUUUUAAUCGUUUAAGAUUAUCCAAAGAAUUAACAAGCAAAGUAGGAUUGGUAAAAUGUGGAAAAAUAAGGGUAUUACAAACACCCCGUUAACUCUGUACCCUGUGAUUCGUCUGUGUUUCUUAUCAUUAAGGCCUUCAAAAUUCGUUCUACUUACUUUGCUUUAUAUUUUAUCAAUUUGAAAAAAAAAAUGUUAUUUUUUGCUAGAUUCUAAGAUCAAAUUGAACUUUUUCAAACAAAACUAUCAACACGUAAUACCAUAAGUACUAUAUCUACAGAUAACCAGUGUAGGAACAUUUUGUCUAAAAAAUGAUCUAUUAAACAUUCGUGUAAAGAUCACUUUCUCUUUAUCAUAAAAAUUUAAAAUCUCAAAAUUUCGCAGCUGAAGAGAGCUAUUUAUAUUUAACUAGAAACAUAGCGUGAAUAGAAAGCUACCGCUAGACGUUGAUAAAACGUUUCCCAAAAAUAAACCUAAAAACAAGAAAUCACACAAUGUACAUUGUAACUGUUUGUAAAUAGUUUACCAGUAAUAAGUAAAAGUGUAAACUCAUAUUUUUAUUUGCUAACCAUUAUCAUAAUAGAAAAGUUCCAAUUAAAAUUCAUUUAAAUAUCUACAA